AUGAGGCCGUGCAUUAUCAUGCAUCAACUGCAUAUCCUGGCCGAUAUAUCCUGCGUAAGGUACCAAAUUGUCUGCGAGGACUUCAGUAAUGUACCGAUGCGACGAGGGUACCGACUCCCAAGGAGUCGGAGAAUCUCACCCCACGCCUUCGGGCGUGGGCUGCCCCACCGUAUCUGGGGGGGGCACUUACCGCCAGAGAGACGCAAGUCCCUCCCAACUGUCGACACUGUGGACUCAACUGUGGACGGCCAGCUGGAGGUGGUGAGCAAGGCGGCUCGGACCGUCCUUGAGGAGGCCAAGAAGUCGGGCAACCUUAAGGGAACAACUUGGGCGAAAAUGAAGGCCGCCUGUGCAGAGAUCCUUGCAGCGGCGGACAAAAUCGCGGACCGAGGCGAAGUGUCUGAGGUCAUCCGCAAAAUGGCGGCUGACAACAAGAGAAUGCGGGAGGAAUUGGCUCUGCUCAGGCAGGAGACGAAAGCCCUCCGUACCGCAUUCUCGGAGAGGAAGGCCCCUGAUGCGAAUCCCUUGGCCUCGACGGCCAACAUUAUGGCCCAAGUUGACCGCUCCAUGCGGUCGUUCGGAGAGUCCCUCACCAGGAACCUAUUCCUCUCGUUGGGGGGAAUGGUGAACGACCGCAUUAAGGAGCUGGAGAAAAGGGCUAUUUUUGCCCCUCAGGAGGUGCUGCGUCCACCGCUUGCGGCUGACCGCCGCAAUAAAGAGGCUGAAAAGGCCAAAGACGCUGAAAAAGCAGAGGCCGUCAAACAACCUGGAAAUGUGGGGGCAGUUGCAGCGCCUAAAGCCGCAACGGCAAGGGCUCCGCCAGCUCCCUCACAGGAUGCUUCUGGCGCCCCACCUCAGGAGGAACCCACCCCCUCCUCCUCUUGGACGGAGGUAGUUAAGAAGGGAAAAAAUAAGGGGAAGGGGAGAAAAUCCUCGCCUCCAGAAGUGAAUAGAGUGUCUGCUCGCCCUACGGCCCCUGCGCCGGUCAAGCGCCAGUAUGCCCUUCCCAAGUCGACGGCUGUGGUGGUGACACUCAAGUCGGGUGCCACAGUCGACUACAAAGAAGUGAUGGGAAGGGUUACCACAAUAAAACUGGCAACUGUGGGCGUGGACCAUGUGGCGGUGAGGAGCACAGCGACGGCCGCCAGGAUCAUCGAGGUUCCCGGUAGUGACAGCGGCGUCGUUGCUGACAACCUUGCCGAUAAAAUCCGGGAGCUGGUGGGGGAAGUGGCUGAGGUCACGCGGCCGCACAAAACGGCCCAGAUUAAAAUCUCCGGCUUUGACGAGUCGGUCACGCCGGAGACCCUGCGGAAUGAGGUGUCCCAGGCUGGCAAAUGUCCACCGGAACAUAUUAAGGUGGGGCAGAUCCGAAUGACCCCGGACUUCACCGGGGCAGUCAUCGUGAUCUGCCCUGUAGCCGUGGCCAACGCCCUCGUGGCGGACGGCCGUAUAUUGAUUGGUUGGUCGUCCGCCAAAAUCACUGUCCUGGAACCCCUACCUAUGCGCUGCUUCAGGUGCAUGGGUCUGGGCCAUACGAGGGCGCUGUGCCCAUCACCGGUGGACAGAUGGGAGCUCUGCCACAGAUGCGGGAAAAUGGGGCACCUCACCCAGCAAUGCACAGAGAAGGAGCCCUGGUGUGCGGUGUGCCAUCACGCCAAGCUCCCGGCAAAGCACACCAUGGGAGGGAAGUCGUGCAACCCCCCGCGCACCAGGGGGCAGCUGGAACCUACUGGGCUUAACAGAGUGGGCAACACAAUGGAGCACUGA
Molecule: messenger RNA, 1767 nt
Organism: Amyelois transitella
Lineage: Eukaryota; Metazoa; Arthropoda; Insecta; Lepidoptera; Pyralidae
Exons: 3
Coding region: 1-1767 (588 amino acids)
Molecular function (GO): nucleic acid binding; zinc ion binding
Source: RefSeq, a predicted model, not a curated record